UUUUUUUGACAUCGUUUUUGCUCUAUAGUCAAGGUCCCAAUAUUUACCAGUUUUUUUUUUGUUCGUUUUUUAUGGCGAAGUCUUAAAACGGAAAAUUUUUGGCUCAGUUUUCCCUGUGAAGCUUCAGAGAAGAACGAGAGAAAUAGAGCAGGAGAGCUGGAGAAAUAAGGUAGAAAAGAAAAAAUCUCUUCCAUAUUUUCUGCAGCAAGUUCGUCUGAACGAUUGGGGUUAUCUUUUAAGGCGAAAAGCUGCAGAAAAUGGCUCGUGGAAGAAAAUCAAAGAAGCAUCAUUUUGGUAGAAUACAUGCAUUUUCACGUGGGAAGGCAAGAGAAUCAUUUAGAGAAGAGCAUGGUAAGAUAGGAGGACCUGGUUUCUCAAGGGUGGUGUAUUGCAAUGAUCCUGGUGGCAAUAGGGCUAGUUUUGUCGAUUAUGGUGAUAAUUAUGUUAGCACUACAAAGUAUAAUCCAGUUACUUUCAUACCUCGAUCAUUGUUUGAGCAAUUCAGGAGGGUUGCAAAUUUGUAUUUUCUCGUCUGUGCAGUAUUGUCUUUUACACCACUUUCCCCUUACUCACCUGUUAGUAAUACUGUCCCUCUUGUGGUUGUCAUUGGGGUAACAAUGGCCAAAGAGCUUGUCGAAGAUUGGAAGCGAAAACAACAGGAUAUAGAGGUAAACAACAGAAAAGUAAAAGUGCAUCUUGGUGAUGGAAAAUUCGAAGACACUAAAUGGAGGGAUUUGAGAGUUGGAGAUGUAGUGAAGGUGGAAAAGGAUAAAUUUUUCCCUGCGGAUCUCCUUUUACUUUCAUCAAGUUUUGAGGAAGCAAUUUGCUAUGUUGAGACCACCAAUUUGGAUGGAGAGACUAAUUUGAAAUUGAAACAAGCGCUUGAAGUAACUUCAAGUUUACAUGAAGACUCGAGCUUCCGAAACUUCAAAGCAUCAAUCAAAUGUGAAGACCCAAAUGCAAAUUUGUAUACCUUUGUAGGUAGUCUGGAGCUUGAAGGGCAACAAUACCCUCUUUCACCUCAGCAGCUUCUACUUAGGGACUCAAAGCUACGAAACACCGAUUUUAUUUAUGGGGCCGUAAUCUUCACGGGUCAUGACACAAAGGUUAUUCAAAAUUCUACACCUCCCCCUUCCAAGAGAAGCACGAUUGAGAAACGGACGGACGGAAUUAUUUACUUCUUAUUUUGUCUCUUAGUUGUGCUAUCUACUAUUACUGCAACUGUCUUUGGUAUUAAUACUAACGAGGACCUAAAUGACGGGAAGAUGAAAAGAUGGUACCUUAGACCAGAUGAUUCCACAGUAUACUAUGAUCCAGAAAGGGCACCAGUUGCAGCAAUUUUGCAGUUUUUGACAGCCCUUAUGUUGUAUGGCAACUUCAUUCCCAUUUCCUUGUACGUUUCAAUAGAAAUUGUCAAAGUUCUUCAGAGUGUUUUCAUCAACCAAGAUAUACAUAUGUACUAUGAAGAAACUGACAAGCCAGCUCAUGCCCGUACCUCAAAUUUGAAUGAAGAACUUGGCCAGGUUGACACUAUCCUCUCUGAUAAAACAGGAACAUUAACUUGCAACUCAAUGGAAUUUAUCAAGUGUUCAAUUGCCGGGACAAAGUAUGGGCGUGGAGUUACAGAAGUCGAGAGAGCUAUGGCUAGGAGAAAAGGUUCACUGUUACCUUAUGAGGAGACAGAAGCCGGAGAUGAUGAAGAGAACAGAGAAGCAAAACCGUCAAUUAAAGGCUUUAAUUUUAAGGAUGAGAGGAUCAUGAAGGGUAAUUGGGUUAAUGAGCCUCGUGCAGAUGUAAUCCAGAAAUUUUUGCAGUUGUUGGCCAUCUGCCAAACGGCACUACCUGAAGUUGAUGAAGAAACAGGAAGAACAUCAUAUGAAGCUGAAUCACCUGAUGAGGCAGCUUUUGUAGUUGCAGCAAGAGAACUUGGGUUUGAAUUUUAUGAAAGGACUCAUUCAAGUAUCUCUGUGCGUGAGUUAGAUCUCUUCUCUGGCAGAAACAUUGAGAGAUCAUAUCAACUGUUGAAUGUAUUGGAGUUUAGCAGUGCAAGAAAGCGUAUGUCUGUGAUAGUAAGAAACGAGGAGGGAAAGAUAUUGCUGCUGAGUAAAGGAGCUGACAGUGUCAUGUUUGAAAGACUUUCAAAAUAUGGUAGUGAAUUCGUAAAUCAGACUAAGGAGCAUAUAAAUGAGUAUGCUGAUGCUGGUUUGAGGACAUUAGUUGCUGCAUACCGUGAACUCGAUGAAAGAGAAUAUGAUGAAUUUAAUAAGAAAUUCACUGAGGCCAAGAACUUGGUGAGUGCAGAUCAGGAAGAAAUGAUUGAGAAGGUGACAGAGGUGAUUGAGAGGGAAUUGAUACUUCUUGGUGCUACUGCAGUUGAAGAUAAGCUUCAAAAUGGGGUUCCAGAAUGCAUUGACAAGCUUGCCCAGGCUGGAAUUAAAAUAUGGGUUUUGACUGGAGAUAAAAUGGAGACAGCAAUCAAUAUAGGCUUCGCAUGUAGUUUGCUUAGAGAAGGAAUGAAGCAAAUAGUAAUUACUUCCGAGACUGCAGAAGCUAAAGCAUUGGAGAAAAUGGAGGAUAAAUCUGCUGCUGCCUCGGCACUUAAGAAAAGUGUCCUCCGUCAGAUAACUGAAGCAAAGGAGUUGCUUACCGCAACAGGUGAAAACUCUGAGGCAUUAGCUUUAAUCAUUGAUGGGAAGUCACUCACUUAUGCUUUAGAGGAAGAUGUUAAGAACCUGUUUUUAGAGGUUGCCAUUGGUUGUGCAUCCGUUAUAUGCUGCCGUUCAUCACCAAAACAGAAAGCACUUGUUACAAGGCUUGUUAAAAUCAGAACUGGUAAAACAACUCUAGGAAUUGGAGAUGGGGCAAAUGAUGUCGGAAUGCUUCAAGAAGCUGAUAUUGGAAUUGGAAUUAGUGGUGUCGAAGGAAUGCAGGCAGUCAUGUCAAGUGACAUUGCAAUUGCGCAAUUCCGUUAUUUGGAGCGCUUACUACUUGUCCAUGGGCAUUGGUGUUACAGAAGGAUAUCAUCAAUGAUAUGCUAUUUCUUUUACAAGAACAUUGCUUUUGCCUUCACAAUCUUCUUCUUCGAGAUAUAUACCUCCUUCUCGGGCCAAACUUUGUAUAAUGACUGGUAUUUAUCACUAUACAAUGUGUUUUUCACAUCACUUCCUGUGAUAGCCUUGGGAGUCUUUGACCAGGAUGUAUCAGCCAGAUUAUGUCUCAAGUUUCCAUUAUUAUACCAAGAAGGUGUACAAAAUGUCUUAUUUAGUUGGGUUAGAAUACUUGGAUGGGCAUUUAAUGGCGCAAUAACAGCUGUCAUGGUCUUCUUCUUCUGCACUCGGGCUAUGGAUUUUCAAGCAUUUCGUGAAGGUGGAGAACUUGCUAGCAUGGAAAUUUUUGGAGCUACCAUGUACUCAUGUGUAGUGUGGGUUGUAAACUGUCAGAUGGCACUUUCCAUAAGCUACUUCACAUUUAUACAACAUAUCUUCAUCUGGGGUAGCAUUGCAUUCUGGUAUGUAUUCCAGUUGAUAUAUGGAGCCAUAAGCCCCUCCUAUUCAACUACUGCAUAUCAGGUCUUCAUUGAAGCUUGUGCACAGGCUCCAUUUUAUUGGAUUUGCACACUGUUUGUCGUAAUUGCCUCCCUGAUACCAUAUUUUGCUUAUGCAUCCAUCCAACCGCGGUUUUUCCCCAUGUAUCAUCAGAUGAUACAUUGGAUAAGAUCAGAUGGACAAACAGAAGACCCCGAGUUCUGUAAUGUUGUGAGACAGAGAUCAAUACGACCGACAACAGUUGGAUACACUGCACGCAUUGAAGCGCAUUCCAGACGAUUUGAAAAGAAUCCUUUGGAGAAUUCAUGAUGAUUAUGCUUUCACAAAGAUACUUGCCCGAACAUAGAUGUACAUUAGCUCCAAAGCGAAUUGUUUUCUCUUUGUGCAUAUUCACUGCAGAGUUAAUUAUCCUGGUUGACAACAAAGGGAGUCCCAAAAGGUGAAGGCUCCGAGGCACAAGUUUACGCUUAUGUCCUGAGUUUCUGUAUGGAAGAUUCACUCUCUAGAAGCUCGAGAGCUAUACUUUUGAUGCUUUGGACACCUCAUAGACCAUGCUCCAAAUAAACUGGUCUGACCUUUCGAUAACUGGUUAAGAUGAAUGUUUCAUAGAAACCAUAUGAAGUUCAAUUCCAACUUUCUUGUAACAUAUGUCAGAAAAAUGCUAGGGAAAUUGUUCUUUCUAGCUCUUCCUUUCUUUACAUUUUUGAUAAAACAGAGAAGUAAAUUAUCAUUAGAUUUUGCAGCUAGGAAUUGUAUGUAACUUUCUGCAUCUUAUUAUUAUUUUUAAAAUUUUUAAAAUUUAUUUUUA
Messenger RNA from Ziziphus jujuba (common jujube), 4353 nucleotides. RefSeq names its product putative phospholipid-transporting ATPase 9. Gene Ontology annotation, biological process: phospholipid translocation. Bases 258 to 3854 code for a protein of 1198 amino acids. The record is from RefSeq and is a predicted model, not a curated record. The transcript is spliced from 12 exons. Gene Ontology annotation, molecular function: ATP binding; magnesium ion binding; ATP hydrolysis activity. NCBI's taxonomy places the organism in Eukaryota, Viridiplantae, Streptophyta, Magnoliopsida, Rosales, Rhamnaceae. Gene Ontology annotation, cellular component: plasma membrane.